This is a messenger RNA of Amoebophrya sp. A25, 9330 nucleotides long. NCBI's taxonomy places the organism in Eukaryota, Dinophyceae, Syndiniales, Amoebophryaceae. The record is from the annotation of a GenBank genome assembly.
GUCUGAUCAACUUCAACGCCGUCUUUUCUACAUUCGAUUUCUAAGGAAGGCGGAGGAGACUCGCGGACGAUCAGUCCCACGGUUGAGAUUGAGCUUCCUCUACAAAGUACAAAUCCAUAGCAUGAGUAAGUGAUUAAUGUUCUUAUGAGGCUUGCUGACUGUUGAAGUGUACAAAACUUUAGAAUCGAAAAAGUAGUCUCUGUGUAGGUAGUAGCCAUCAUGCGAUUAUUUUAAAAAAUUUGUAGUUGUACAUCAAACCCGUCAACGCCAUUAUCCCGUCUUCAUUCUUGAGUAAUAUAAAAUUCUUCUUGGUAUUUCUUAACGUCGUCGAUGUCAUUUCUGUCCACCAUUUACUCCUCGUGUUGAUCGCUGAUUGAUAUAAAAAUAUCAUAGAACAAGAAUCCAGAACUACAAGAAAGUCGGACGGCCCGCAAAGACUGACACGAAUCAGCUAUUCACUUUUUCUCGCCGAGGAAAGGACCCACGGAGUUGCCCGUUCGCGCAGUGAUGAAAACCCAGCCAGCCUCGUUUGAAGGUCUCGUCGGUCGAGAAUUCGCUCGAGUUUUGCCGUAGAUGCGCGACAGACCCGAGGGUAAAGGACGCGGCUGACGGACGCACACUUAGGACGCUGCAAGUGUAACGUGAGAAACUUCUUAAGUACAACAAGCAUCAAACUGCAUCAGCAUCUUCGAACUUCUCAUAAUUGUCCUUGUUGGAUGCCAGCCCAAGCCAUUGGUUGGACGCAAAUCUUCAGGAAGCAACACAGAUGUUCUUGUACCAGUACCACUUCGACGACGGAAUAGUCUUCAAGAACUAAAACAAACAGAAGCAGAACUAGAGCAAGCAGUUACAGCAUUGACUACUACCAAGCAGAGGAAACGAAAGAUCGUGAGUACUGGACUACACCUCUUCUUCAUCCAGCAGAUCCCGUGAAAGCGUAGUACCAUCAGUGAGUUAGUAAUGCAGUACUACCACGGCUUCUACUAAAAGCGAGAACUACGAUUUACGAGUAAUUUCUUGGACCUCCACGUUGACGUUCUUCGAAAGUCCAGCAGGGUAUCGGAUCUACGAUAAAUCAAGAGGAAAUACGAUUACGACUCCCUGCUCUUCUAAAGCCUUCUACUUACUCUUACAACUACACUUGUAUUUAUAUAUUAUAAUCUACUUCGCCGCGACUACUAGUACCUCUGGAUCCGAAAAACGUCGAUUCACAACCACGAAGAGCAUCGAUUGGAGACAUUUUGCGAUACCUCCAGAGGUUAAGCGCUUUUCCAACCAUUGAUUGGAGGCCAUUUGUCGGGAACGCGCUUGCGAAACGACAAUUCUAGUUCUCAUUUUCAGUGGACAUCACAUUCACAAGUUCGUGUCCUCCUCUUUGGAGGACUACCGCUUAGAACACCUCCCAUACGUGUUACGACGACUGCUUUUGCUAGUACGUCAACAACCCCUGCUUUUUAUGACCUACAACUAGAAGCACGAAGAGGAAGACGAAUGCCAUAGAGCGGCCUUCUUACAACGUACUUCUAGAAGCACGUACGACGUGCGUCGCAGUAACCAUCUCGGACUAAUUCGUGUGGUUAUACGUAUACCGGACGAUAUAUGUCAAGAUGCCAAUCGCUACGCCACAGACGGAGCUGACGCGGGAGGAGGUAGCCCAAACCCUCGAAGCCAAAUACGCUCACAUUCGGAAUGUAUUGGGCGGACAGCUCGAGCCGUGCACAUCCCAUGUUAGGGCUACACGUUCUUAAGCUUCCUUGUUUUCGUAUCAACGUGCUGACUGCCCGUUCUUAUCCUUGUCUUCAUGAUAUCAGCAUACAAAAGCUUGUUGUAUAUUUUUCUUUUUAUUUGUUGUCGAACGAUCAUGUUUAUGUCAUCCUAACGCGUACUAGACUUAAGCGCCUGGCAGCACUCACCCCACUAGAAUCCUCCGCCCUCUACACGCACCGCCCCCGCCAUUGCGUGGCCCCGCUUGCCUGGCCCCUUCCCUAAGCGACAACUGUUCGGCGGGGUUGUUCGCUAGAACAGCACAGGCGCCGGGCUCUAGGUGGCCUGCGGCUAUUGGAAAGGCAUGCCCGGAAAUGGUAGGCCCGGGAGCUUGCUGGUCUUCUGUUAGGUUUGGCAUCUUUGAAGCUGCAAGGCAGUGACUGCCUUCCUUCUGGUUUAUUUAAAGUUUAGGCGCCGUCGAUAAAGUCAGAAACUUUGCCACUUUCGUGCGUUCAGAUUUAGCGCACCGCCUUAAAAUUCUUCAACGUUCUAAAGCUUUGGGCUUUAUCGUCAAAAGAAUAAACUUAAGCGCCAGGGCGGCGCGUUGCAGCCUCGAGGCUGAAGACUUGAAGCCCCAGGCAAGGCGGCGAAAGACUUUGCGCGCAAUUUUUUUAGAGUCUUUCCUUCUUCGAUAAAGUCAAAAACUUCGCACUUUUCGUGCUCUCAAAUUUGAGACCUCAGCCCAAAACGCUCCAAAAUCUCAAAGCUUUUAACUUUAUCGCCAACAGAAUAAACGUAGGCGCCAGGCGGGUGCGGGUGGCGCUUUGUAGGCUGAAGGUUUGAAGCUUCAGGGCCAUCGGCUGUGUAGUUCAGAAGAUCGCGGGCUCUUCAGUUCAGGAGUUUGGAAGUGGAAGGGUGAGGGCCUGCGGCUCGGAAGUGGAAGCGUGAGGGGCUGAAGCUAGGAAGUGGAAGGGUGAGAUUUUGGGGCUCGGAAGUGGAAGAGUGAGAGUCUGCUGGGGUCGUUGUUGUUUUUUAAUUUAGCUCUUUAAUAUUAGGGAGGCUGUAGCCGUUGGCCAUCCUCUCGCUUACUAGCAGAGAGAAUGGCAAUCCUUCAGAGGACCCGUGAUGAGUCGGAGCGAUAUUAAUUGUAAAUAACUUUUUUUGCUCUUCUUUUUCUAAGCCAGACGAUGAAAAAGUCACUGGUUGGCACCGCGAUGGAUACUGCGGAUCGCAUGCAGAGGAUCGUGGUAAGAAAAUCUAUUUCCCUUGUUACUUUUCAUCAUCAUUCUGCUCCUGCUGCUGCUACUUUCCUGCUUAAUGAAUAUAAAGCUAAGGCAGAUAAGUCCUGUUCUUAUUCCUGCUGAUCAAAAAGAAACUAAGUACUAAAACGACAAAUUACUACUAUGUAUUAAUACAUUCAUAGAAGAAGAAGUGUAUUGCAUGCACAUGCUGUGCCAGUAAUAUUUGCAUUGUAGCCCGUUAUUCUAUGAAUUGCAAAAGUCCUUUCUCAUCGUCAUUUUCAGGUUUGCACAUAAUUUGCGCUAUCAUGACGAAAGAUUUUUUGGACUUCAGUGACUCAAGAGGAUACAACCUCCGCCAGCCACGGCCACCAUAUUUCUGGGGCUUGCGAGAAGGAGAUCACUGGUGCAUCUGCGCCACAAGAUGGUUAGAAGCCUACCAGAACGGCAAGGCCCCAAAAGUAUUUUUUCCCAAAACUCUUGGCAACAUUCUGACAUGAUCGUUAUUUCUUCUUCUCCUUCAAUUGUACUAAGCUCUCCGACUCUGUGUUCUUUUUUCAGUACGCCUCUAAUAUCUUUCGUACAAACUUCAACUCAUUUUUCAGGUGAAUCUGAAGUGCACAGCGGAAGGUGCCUUGAAUAUUGUUCCCCUUGAGUUUUUGAAGGAAUAUGCGGUUGACCUGGAAGCAGAGACCCCUGUUCCCCUCGACGGAGAGGGCUAUCCCUGUCCGGAGUCGCUCGAGAGGGAGCGCACGGGCGAAUCGGAACCAUUGGAGGGAAAUGUACUGCCUCCCAUGCCCGAACUGUAAAAGUUAAAGCUCUGAAUCGACUCGUUCUUCUUGAAGUUCCGCAAUAUCCAACUUGUAGUUGUACUUUCCCUCCUCUAAGAACAAGUAAGAAAAUCCAUCAGGUUGUACUUUUCAUUUCCACCUUACUCCUAAGUAAUAUGGUGUUUGAGUAGAUUCUCCAGCAGACGACGAGUCUUCGUGAAAACCUAGAGGGUCACGCGUCAUUAUAAUAUAAGCGAUCGUUGUAUCAGGAAAGAGGACAUAUUAUUCGCGACAUGAGGAUUAGAGGGAGCUACCGCUACCCUCUGCGUGUCUCCUGGUGUGCCAAUUUUUUCCAGCGUAACGCUGUUUUACGGUCACCAUGCUGCGCAAGCUCUGAGGAUGAAUAUGUGUCAAUGCCAUCGAUAUUGCUCAGCACGAAUACCUACAGCUAGGUAUCAAAACAAGUACGAUGAACUUGAUCUUGAACAUCACAGGCAGCAAUAAUAUACGGUGUCCUCCUCGUGGUCUGUUUCUGUAUAACAUCGAAAUACUAGAAAUUGAAAGCUAAGUCAUAUUCCUAUUCGUCUUUAUCAAAAUCAUGAUGUUAAAGUAGAUACCGUAGUCCCAGACGAAAGAAUGAGCAGCUACGAUGUGGCGAGGUGCGAUGCACUAUCAGCAUGUCGUGAAACGUCACCUCCGAUGUCUCGCAUUCAUAGCACCCAAUUGUGACUCUGUGUGUGAAAGAGUGGUGUCCGGCAGACAAAGGAAAGUAGAAGACAUGGGAUAUAUAAACGCCUUAUUAUUUCGACUCACUGAGUGUACGAGUGCAUCCUUUUUUUGAGGGCUAUUCUCGCUGGUUAUUUCCAUGCUGCCUGUCCACACAUCCUUUCGUAUCAGUCUUUCGUUUCUACGGUCCACUCGUCUUUUGUUUACCUCCUGAAUUCUUAGACGCACGCGCAAGUCCAGGUUGUGACGCAUAUACGAUUCAGGGCCGGACGGCCCCCCCUCUCACUCGGCGCGGGCGCGGGUCGUGACCCGCGAGCGAAGCGAGCCGCGAGCCCUUAACCGCGAGCCGCGAGCCGCGAGCACCCAAGCGAACCUGGGGAGAAGCUGCAGGCCUUUUGGUGUCCGUCUGGCGGUCUAUGUCUUUCCGCGAGCAGCCGCCAAUGGGCCUGUGUGUCGCCGUAGUGGGUGUUCUUCUCGUGGGAAGCCCUUCCCCGAGCUAGAGCCCCUGGCCGUUGUCGUUGCCACGGGCCAGCGCCUACCCGUGCAAGCGUCCUGCGGUACGCGAGCCGCCUUCCCUUUGUCGUGCGCCCGAACACGAGGGCCACGGGCCUCUGCUUGCCGCAGAGUGGGCACGGGGAUUUGUGGCGGACCCGUCGCCCGGGUUUUAGGAAGCUAAGCUCCGGGGGCGGGGCCAGGUUCGUCGGCUACAUAUCCACGCCGCGCACAUUGCAGCACCGAGCGACCCGGCAACCCGCCGCGGCCCUUUGUCGGGUCUCUGCUGUUUUUCUGGUUCUUCAGUCGUUUGGCCGUAUGUUCUUCGCCUCUCUCAAUCAAACAAAGCAGACAGGAUUUUUUUUUUGGCGGUGGCUAAAAACGUGAAAAAUUUGAAGAAGAGAGAAAGCCCCCCCCGGGUUCUGGUUCAUUUGUUGCGUAAUUUUUUUGCAGUUCAACCAGAAGAAAAAAAAAACUGAGCGCGAAAAAUGUCGAAACCCGGCCAACGAGAAGCCCACGAAGGGCCGACCCUUGGAGAGGUGGAGAGCCUACGGGCAAACCUGGCCCCCCGCGGCAGCUUCUCUUCAAUGGUCAGGCGGUAACUUGUCCCCUGUGUCUCAAAGCAACGAAGAGCAGGAAGAGCCACAAUGAGUGGCGCAAAAUGGGAAAAGUUUGCGCCGCGCCAAUCUCCGCCGAGGAGGUUCGCGCCGCUGUAGACCGAGCAGGUGACGCAGGUGCGAAGGCUUCAAUGCCCCAGGUGUUUGACAAGGGGAGCAAGGCGGGGGAAGUGGCGCAAGUUGAGUCGCUCCUGGGGCUUUCGUUGGCGAACCCUCGGGAGGUUGUUCCAGGCCACAGCAGCCUGAUCUGUGAGCGCGUCAACGCGCAGGCGGAUCAGCGUGAUCAGCGCCGCGGGCAUCGUCGGAAGAGUAAGCCAGGUAAGUUUGUCCGGCCUCAAACAAGAGCAAGAUCUUCAUCCUUGCCGCAGAGUGGGCGCGGGGAUUUGUGGCGGACCCGUCGCCCGGGUUUUAGGAAGCUAAGCUCCGGGGGCGGGGCCAGGUUCGUCGGCUACAUAUCCACGCCGCGCACAUUGCAGCACCGAGCGACCCGGCAACCCGCCGCGGCCCUUUGUCGGGUCUCUGCUGUUUUUCUGGUUCUUCAGUCGUUUGGCCGUAUGUUCUUCGCCUCUCUCAAUCAAACAAAGCAGACAGGAUUUUUUUUUUGGCGGUGGCUAAAAACGUGAAAAAUUUGAAGAAGAGAGAAAGCCCCCCCCGGGUUCUGGUUCAUUUGUUGCGUAAUUUUUUUGCAGUUCAACCAGAAGAAAAAAAAAACUGAGCGCGAAAAAUGUCGAAACCCGGCCAACGAGAAGCCCACGAAGGGCCGACCCUUGGAGAGGUGGAGAGCCUACGGGCAAACCUGGCCCCCCGCGGCAGCUUCUCUUCAAUGGUCAGGCGGUAACUUGUCCCCUGUGUCUCAAAGCAACGAAGAGCAGGAAGAGCCACAAUGAGUGGCGCAAAAUGGGAAAAGUUUGCGCCGCGCCAAUCUCCGCCGAGGAGGUUCGCGCCGCUGUAGACCGAGCAGGUGACGCAGGUGCGAAGGCUUCAAUGCCCCAGGUGUUUGACAAGGGGAGCAAGGCGGGGGAAGUGGCGCAAGUUGAGUCGCUCCUGGGGCUUUCGUUGGCGAACCCUCGGGAGGUUGUUCCAGGCCACAGCAGCCUGAUCUGUGAGCGCGUCAACGCGCAGGCGGAUCAGCGUGAUCAGCGCCGCGGGCAUCGUCGGAAGAGUAAGCCAGGUAAGUUUGUCUGGCCUCAAACAAGAGCAAGAUCUUCGUCUGUUUCUGUUGUCCGGCCUCAAACAAGAGCAAGAUCUUCAUCUGUUGUCUGGCCUCAAACAAGAGCAAGAUCUUCGUCUGUUGUCCGGCCUCAAACAAGAGCAAGAUCUUCACCUGUUGUCCGGCCUCAAACAAGAGCAGGGUCUUCAUCUGUUGCGAACAAGAGAUCCAGCGUGCGUCGCCUGUUGCCCGGCCUCAAACAAGGCACACAAGAUCCAUCCCGCGCCCCGUCCCCGAAUAAGAGUUGCCUGGCGUAGGUUCAUAGUAGUAACGGAAAGGAUCGGAGUAGAUAUAAGAAGAAGAAGAAUUAUAUAAGAAUUAUAGCAUAGACCUAGAGGGAGUUUCACUCUUUAGGCGCGUAGGUGGUUAGCCUGCCCCUUAGGGCACUCGCGGCUCAGUGAGCCGCGAUCGCGGGUCAUCAAGCCACCCCCCACGUCACUCUGUGGUCUGGUCUGUGGUGGCGCGCGCGCGCGCUUUUCCGCGCGGAUUUUUCGCGGGUUCUAGUGGUGGAAGGCGUCGAAACUUUGCGCGGGCCUCCCCUUGGGCCUCUCAGCGUGUUCCUAAGGGGCCUCCUGGCCUCUGCUGACCCUCGCAGGCGGGAGGCCUCCGGGGUAAAAGGCCGCCGAAGGCGGCCACGGUCGCAAAGGCAGGCAAUCCGAUGACCAAGGGCCCGGAGGGUACAGGCGGCACGGCUCAGGGGGUCCAGCCCCUCGCCUUUUGCCGCCUUCGGAGGCUUUCCGCAGCCGCCGCACUGCUGCGGCGGCGAAGCCGAACGGAUGCACUUAGGGCACAGGCAGGCACCUGGACGGGGGCGCCGGCGGUCCCUUGGGCCCCUUUUGAAGCCUCCCACCAUCAUCGGAGGCCCCUAGGGAACAGCCAGGCAGCUGGAAGGGAGCGGCCGGGGGGUCACUGGGCCCCCUUUUGAGGCCUUCCACCCCCGGCACACGCCUUAAAAAGGGGGCCAGGGCGCACGGCCCCCCCCCGCUAGGGGGGGAGGGGGCGUCGCCCCGCGCCUUGGAACAUAUUUAUAUAGUAUAUCCUUGUCGAGAGAUAGAUACCUAGAUUUUCUUAACAGUCUUUCUAGUAAAUCUCACAAGAGGAAGUAUUUCGUUCCUUCUUCUCAUUGAUAAAGAAGCUAGAGAAUUUCUCUUCAUCGAUCUUCUAUUUUGCGCCGCAUCUUCCAUUCUUAUUCACUAGUUGAUGAACAAGUAAAAGUAAUAGUCCAAGCACCUCUUCGACUAACGAUGCUGUCAAACCGGGUGCUUGCUAUCCACUUGUGUCCUAACUACACUCACAAAAAUCAAGACCAAAAAGAAUCAAGUCGACAAGCGCAAGAACAAGAUUCUUAUAACUCCACCCAGAAAGAGAAAUCUCGAUCCAUCUACUUCAUCCCAAGCAUGGCAUAUCUAAAAAAAGCAGCACACUAGAAAUCAGUGUGAUACUCAUAUAUAUCUAAGUUCUUCUUGUGAGAGUUCUUCUUUGUAUGAGAGUCUCGUCAUGAUUCUACGGGGGAGUUGUACUAUUUGAGAAGUGAAAAAGAUGUCUUUGACGCAACAACAGCAACAACAAUGAUUAGAUAGUAAUGUUUACACCAUAGCCUCUGUGUAAGUUUUGAUGCUUCAAAAAUCGCCAGUAAGGGUCGAACCUGAAGUACAUGACCAUGGCCCGAAAAUUCUGGGUAUAUCAUCUCCAUCGCCAUCAUCAUCAGCAUCAUCGUCAUAGAUGUGAUGAGAAUGGCCAGUCUUUUUGAUAAGUGUGCCUGUGCGACACUCCACUCACCCCUCGCCCUCACAGCCUGCGAGUUGUAUUUCAUCGUGGUUCAAUCUUUAACUUUUGAACCCAAUAAACAUUGCUCGUUGAUGACGACCACGAAUCGUCAAUAUUAUGCCUCCACCAGCUAAAUUUAUCGAACAUGAGUAAAACCAAAAGCUUGAAAUAGGAGUUUUUUGAUCUAGCAGACAUCGCAAUCGGCCGUUUCUUAACGUUGCGAACUGAGUAAGCACUUGACUAUCCGGAUAACCGCAGUGCUCUUCUUCUUCAUCUUCUUCUUUUCUCGGCACCUGCGUCUUGUACUUUCGUGGCGAUUUUUUAGGGAACGUCGACAUCUUAACUAAUUGGCUACAGGUUAGACCAAACCAUCUUAAGGCGUUUCAGUGGAGUGUCGCAAUUUUUCUCGUGCUGUUUUUGGCUGUUUGUGCACACACCAAACGCAUGUGUUGGCGGGUGGAUUUUGGGGCGGGUACUUGUACAAGCCAAACUAUGUCGUGGAGAAUUAAGUGACUUGCGGCCUUCAUGUGGUGGAUGCGUAGCCUCUUUCUUAAGCACUUUAGUUAUCUCGUUGUAUGAGCGUAUGGGUAUGGGCCCUUAGCUACUUUGCUGCUCCAAUACGUGCCGGUGUAAAAACAAACUGGAGAGCAAUGCAGACGUUUCCGGUUCGAGAUCAGUUAUUAGACUAGCCCGGUAGUUGUUUUACCUGUGUCAUCGGUUUCGAUGUUGUGACGCCGCAAAUUUUCAUCAUACUGCUUUUCAUGGUCGUAAAAGUUACUUUGAAUGUUUGACAGUGUGCAGCACGU